AUGUUUUUGAAGGCCCUUAAGAAGGCCCACGAAUGGGAAUGGGAAUGGGAAUGGGAAUGGGAAUGGGAAUGGGAAUGGGAAUGGGAAUGGGAAUGGGAAUGGGAAUGGGAAUGGGAAUGGGAAUGGGAAUGGGAAUGGGAAUGGGAAUGGGAAUGGGAAUGGGAAUGGGAAUGGGAAUGGGAAUGGGAAUGGGAAUGGGAAUGGGAAUGGGAAUGGGAAUGGGAAUGGGAAUGGGAAUGGGAAUGGGAAUGGGAAUGGGAAUGGGAAUGGGAAUGGGAAUGGGAAUGGGAAUGGGAAUGGGAAUGGGAAUGGGAAUGGGAAUGGGAAUGGGAAUGGGAAUGGGAAUGGGAAUGGGAAUGGGAAUGGGAAUGGGAAUGGGAAUGGGAAUGGGAAUGGGAAUGGGAAUGGGAAUGGGAAUGGGAAUGGGAAUGGGAAUGGGAAUGGGAAUGGGAAUGGGAAUGGGAAUGGGAAUGGGAAUGGGAAUGGGAAUGGGAAUGGGAAUGGGAAUGGGAAUGGGAAUGGGAAUGGGAAUAG
Messenger RNA from Leptidea sinapis, 534 nucleotides. RefSeq lists its product as uncharacterized. The coding region runs from base 1 to 534 and encodes 177 amino acids. NCBI's taxonomy places the organism in Eukaryota, Metazoa, Arthropoda, Insecta, Lepidoptera, Pieridae. The record is from RefSeq and is a predicted model, not a curated record. The transcript has 2 exons.